CCAUCGCAUGACCCAGUUCCGACCUGUCCGUUCGUUGUCUCGCCGUAUGAAUCGUGCGCGACGCGUCGAUUGAUCGUGCGUGAAAAAUAGACGCUUUCCUUGCGAUCGUUUCUGCCACCAAAUGUCAUUUACCGGUUUCGCGCCGAAAUUGAGAGGACUUCAACGACUGUUACGCCACUGUUUAAAAAAUUUAUGGGCUAAUUGAGCUAUUAUUUCUAAUGGCUGUUUACAUCGACAACGGUCGUUUUCAUGCUUCGACGUUCGAAAUGUUUUUUGUGUACGUUAACGCGAAAAUGCGAAUCAUUUACACGAAUGUAAUGACGGACCAUUGUCCGUUGUGAUCCAAACAUCGCGGAAAGUGGUAUUUGGACGCCAUGUCACGAUCGUGACGACGGUGGUCGAUGAUGCUAGUGGUAUCGGUAUCGAGUCGCGUGCGUCGCGUCGGUGUCGACGAAUACGAUGGUGGUGGUGAUGACGGCAGUAGCGAUAGCGGUAACGCAUCGAAAGCGGUCGUCGUCGUUGAUACGCUUCGAUCUCCAGAAAUGGAAGACGCGAUUUCACGUAGCGUGGAAUGGAAUCGAAUCAUAGAGCGUUGUCUGGCUGGAAACGAGGCGAACGAGCGAGCGUCGCGCCUAAACACGUCCGUUUAAACUGGCGAACUUUAGAUCGAGUUUGAUCCGCGUGACACGUGGCAAAAAUACGACGCGUAGAUUCGUCCGUCGAGCGUUUCUCGGGAGAGAGGAACGCGGACGAGCGGAACGAAGGGAAGAACGAACGGAUAAUGUCGUGGUUCUUUGGAAGGAAAAAGCAUCAGAAAGACUCGCCUACAGAUUCUGCGGAAGAGGAGCAAUCGUCGGGCCAAGCGGAUGACUACGUGCUUGUCAACGAAUGGCCCAAUCCGAUGCCACCGAGUGUGACAGCCGGCUCCGGUAGUCUGUAUCCGUCUGUUCCACCUGUUUCGGAUUACGGUGGAAGCCUUACGGGUGACUCGAAAGAUUUUAACCAAGGGGACCAACCACAUUACCUAACCGGAGUCCCGUUUAAAUUAUGCAAACGUCUGGACAGUAAUUUGAACAACGACUUUGAACUAGACAAACUCAGGAUCAGCGAAAUGUUGUCGUUCAUAGAAAGAAUAAGAAAUCAGAACUACGAUUACAGUUUUUCCGUCGAGGAAAGCGUCGUUGCGGAAAUGAACAGCGGAGGCAACGAUUGAUUUUCUGUCCUUAACCUUUUCUUUUCCGACCGCGGUUCGCCUGAUGAGGCAUCUUUACUUUCUCGCCUACGAAAGUCGCGCUUUGUUCCAAGGUUUAAGGAUGAACUCUGCGCAUACUCGAGUACUCGAUAAAACUCGAGUACAAGUUUAUUUCUUAAAAGGAACGAUACGACUCGAUACGCCUGUAUCGUAAUAUAUAGCGAAUAAUGUUUCGAUACGUUAAGUUUACUUUGUAAGUGUCACGACAUUGUGUAUUUGUAAUGUGAGUGUUUAGAGCGUCGACACACGUUUGUAAUAAAGUUCAAGUUACCAAA
Megachile rotundata (alfalfa leafcutting bee) is the source of this 1527-nucleotide messenger RNA. RefSeq lists its product as uncharacterized. NCBI's taxonomy places the organism in Eukaryota, Metazoa, Arthropoda, Insecta, Hymenoptera, Megachilidae. Gene Ontology annotation, molecular function: heme binding; electron transfer activity. Gene Ontology annotation, cellular component: respiratory chain complex III. Gene Ontology annotation, biological process: mitochondrial electron transport, ubiquinol to cytochrome c. The record is from RefSeq and is a predicted model, not a curated record.